Molecule: messenger RNA, 1132 nt
Organism: Pipistrellus kuhlii (Kuhl's pipistrelle)
Lineage: Eukaryota; Metazoa; Chordata; Mammalia; Chiroptera; Vespertilionidae
Gene: TAS2R5
Product: taste 2 receptor member 5
Exons: 1
Coding region: 242-1132 (296 amino acids)
Biological process (GO): sensory perception of taste; G protein-coupled receptor signaling pathway; detection of chemical stimulus involved in sensory perception of bitter taste
Cellular component (GO): membrane
Molecular function (GO): bitter taste receptor activity; G protein-coupled receptor activity
Source: RefSeq, a predicted model, not a curated record
AUGCAAAUACAGAGGGGAUUAUAACUUCUGAACUGUCUGUUCCUGGUCACAGCUGUUCAGCCUCUGCUUGAGGACAGUUUACAGAAGGGUAAGGCUAAAUCCACGUUUUGUGGUGUGAAAAUUUACCGUGAGUGUGGUGUCACCCUCAGGGGAUCUGAAGCUCAGCCAGGAACCGAACACGUUCAUCAGCAGAGAAGCAGGGCACCCCCUGAGCCUGCCGUGAGGGACUCCUUCCCCAGCCAUGCAUAUUGCCACCCUAGGACUGCUGAUGGUGGUGGCAGUGGCUGAAUUUCUCAUUGGCCUGAUUGGAAAUGGAGUCCUUGUGGUCUGGAGUUUUGUAGAAUGGGUAAGAAAACUCAAGGAAUCCUCCUACAACCUCAUUGUCCUGGGCCUGGCUGGCUGCCGACUUCUCCUGCAGUGCCUAAUUAUGGUGGACCUAAUGCUAUUUUUGAUUUUCAAGAACUGGGCCCGAUUUCGCUUCCUCAGUAUCUUCUGGGUUGUGGUCAGCCAGGCCAGCCUGUGGUUUGCCACUUUCCUCAGUGUCUUCUACUGCAAGAAGAUCACAACCUUUGAACACUCUGUCUGCCUAUGGCUGAAGCAGAGGGCCUAUAGCCUGAGUGCCUGGUGUCUUCUGGGGUGCUUCCUGAUCAAUCUGAUAAUUAUAACUAAUAUUGGCUUAAAGCUCCAGAGUUCUUUCCAAGGAAACAGCAGCAUUCUGUACUCCCUUUCAGACUGGCAGUAUCUGGAUAUAUUACAGCUGAAUGCAGGAAGUGGGUUUCCUUGCUCUGUGUUUCUAAUUUCCUCUGGGAUGUUAAUUGUCUCUCUGUAUAGACACCAUAAGAAGAUGAAGUUCCAUACUGCUGGCCGAAAUGAUGCUCGAGCCAAAGCUCACAUCACUGUCCUGAAGUCCUUGGUCUGCUUCCUUAUACUUUACUUGGUUUACAUUGUGGCCAGCCCCUACUCUAUCACUUCCAACUCUUCUCCUGUUAAUCUCACCACUAUCUUCAUCUCAGAGACACUCAUGGCUGCCUAUCCUUCUCUUCAUUCUGUCAUAUUGAUCAUGGGGAAUCCCAGGAUAAAGCAGGCUUGUCAGAGAAUCUUCUGGAAGACAGUGCAUGCUUGGAAAUCCUGA